This is a messenger RNA of Erpetoichthys calabaricus (reedfish), 6533 nucleotides long. It is a transcript of the gene crata, whose product is annotated as carnitine O-acetyltransferase a. Gene Ontology annotation, biological process: carnitine metabolic process, CoA-linked. The coding region runs from base 131 to 2026 and encodes 631 amino acids. Gene Ontology annotation, cellular component: peroxisome. The record is from RefSeq and is a predicted model, not a curated record. The transcript has 14 exons. Gene Ontology annotation, molecular function: carnitine O-acetyltransferase activity. NCBI's taxonomy places the organism in Eukaryota, Metazoa, Chordata, Cladistia, Polypteriformes, Polypteridae.
UGCAGUAAAGCGGUUGAGGCGGCAACGUGAGCGGCAAAGCAGCCAACCCGCCGACAGGGUGGGACGGAAGAAAACUGCUGCUUCUGUUGUUACGAAUCGUCCCAGUUUUGGGGGCGUUUCACCGUAAAAUAUGCUGGCUCGAGUAAUAAGAAGUAUGGCCAAGCCAGCCAGGAUGCAGUCUUCCAGUCUUGUGAAGCCCGUUUCUCUAACCAAGAUCCCAGGACGUUAUCUGGCUCACCAGGAGGGACUCCCAAAGCUGCCUGUUCCCCCACUUCAGCAGACCCUUGAUCGGUACAUGGCCGUUCUGCAGCCCAUCAUCAGUCAAGAGGAGUUGGAGCACACAAAACACCUUCUGGAUGAGUUUGGGAAACCAGGGGGCGUCGGGGAGCGACUGCAGAAGGGGCUCGAGAGGAGAGCCCGCAAAACAGAGAACUGGCUGUCUGACUGGUGGCUGCAGACGGCGUACCUGGAGUACCGCAUGCCCGUGGUGAUCCAUUCCAGCCCUGGAGUCGUCUUGCCCAAAUUGGAGUUCCAUGACCGGCAGGGUCAAAUCAGGUAUGCUGCAAAGCUAAUCGCCGGUGUUUUGGACUUCAAAACCAUGAUUGACAAUGAGACGUUGCCUGUGGAAUAUCUAGGAGGGAAGCCCCUCUGCAUGAAUCAGUACUAUCAGAUCCUCUCCUCUUGCCGUAUCCCAGGUCCCAAGAGGGACACCGUCAUUAAUUAUACACUCAGCAAGAGUCCUCCCACCCAUGUGACCAUCGUGCACAACUUCCAGUUUUUUGUCCUGGACGUUUAUAACAGCGAUGGCUCCCCACUGACCGUCGACCAGAUCUGCACCCAGCUGGAGAAGAUUUGGAACUCCUCUCUGCAGACCAACAAGGAACCUAUUGGAAUCCUCACCUCCCAGCACCGCAAUACCUGGGGGAAUGCCUAUAACAACCUUAUCAAAGAUAAGACAAACAAGGAAUCUGUUAAAGCGAUCCAGAAGAGCAUCUUCACUGUGUGCCUGGAUGCCCCAAUGCCACGUGUCUCAGAUGAGCUGUACCUCAGUCGUGUUGCUACUCAAAUGCUCCAUGGGGGUGGAAGUCGUUGGAACAGUGGAAAUAGAUGGUUUGACAAGACCCUUCAGUUUAUCAUUGGUGAAGACGGCUCCUGUGGGGUCAUCUACGAGCAUGCCCCUGCUGAGGGCCCCCCUAUUGUUGCCUUGGUGGACCAUGUGGUGGAGUUCAUGAGGAGUGCUGAGACUGUGAGAUCUCCCAUGAUCCCGCUGCCAAUGCCAAAAAAGCUACGUUUCAAUAUCACACCAGAGAUCAAGAAGGACAUUGAGAAAGCCAAGCAGAACCUCAACAUAAUGGUUCACGAUCUGGACGUAAAGGUGACUGUGUUCUCGCAUUUUGGAAAAAACUUCCCCAAGUCUCAGAGGAUGAGCCCAGAUGCCUUCAUCCAAGUUGCCCUGCAGCUGGCUUAUUACAGGAACUACAACCGCUGCUGCUCAACCUACGAGAGUGCUUCCCUGCGCAUGUACCGCCUCGGGCGUACGGACACCAUUCGCUCAGCCUCCAUUGACUCACAGCACUUUGUGCAGGCCAUGGAUGACCCCUCCAAGUCGAACCAACAGAAAGUGGACCUCCUUCAGAAGGCCAUUGUGGCACAUCGAGCUUACACCAAUAUGGCAAUUAAUGGGCAAGCAAUAGACCGACACCUCCUGGGCCUAAAAAUGCAGGCUAUUGAGGACCUAACCAGCAUACCUGAGAUAUUCAUGGACACAUCCUUCGCCGUCGCCAUGCACUUUAACCUUUCUACAAGCCAGGUCCCUGCCAAGACAGACUGUGUGAUGUGCUUCGGCCCGGUGGUGCCCGAUGGUUAUGGCGUCUGCUACAACCCAAUGGACGAGCACAUCAACUUUGCCAUCUCGGCUUUUAACAGCUGUGCAGAAACCAACGCAGCACAUCUCUCACAUCUGCUGGAGGAGGCCUUGCUGGACAUGCGGGAUGUGAUAAUUCAGCUGCCCAAGUCCAAGCUGUAAGGGGAGUAUGGCUGGGAUUGGGAGGGGGGGGGGGUGGUGGCAGUCAUAAAGAGCAGCAAUCUAUCUGUGCCAUCAUGGACACCAUCACCUUUAACAUUAUCGGAAAAAUUGGAAGGAGCAUGCUUUUGGAAUGAUUGCUCUCCAUAACUUAGCAGGUGGAGUGUAGUGUUGAAUUCACUAUGGCCACCGUCAGGUUUACAAUCAUGUUAGUCACCAGAUGGAAAAGCACUUUUUGAAGACCCACUCUUGGUUUAAGCCUAACGUGCCUGGUGGGGUAGACUAUCACGCUUGCCCCCGUACCACACAGUUUAGUUCACUCAAUCAGUAAUGUCUGUCCAAGAGUGUGGCCUCUGAGCACUGGAGCCCCCCAGACUAAAUGCAUAUCAAGCACUUUGCACUACAAUUUAAGAGUGCUACACACUAACUUUUGAAAAUUUGCAAUUUUACGGUACAUACAUAUACCUAGUUUGGGACAAGAGGUCAAAAAAAAAAAGUAGCCAAUCAGAGGCCUAGGGACUGUAAGCAUCAACUCUGAGACCCUCCUGUAAUGUAAAGUGAAGAAUGAGGGAGGGGAAAAUGUAACGCUCUCUACAUUUUGCUUUCUUCACCAAAACAGAAAUCUAGAAGCGCACAGGAAUCCGUGUUUAAUGUACUCUGCACACGUGACAAUACCACAACUGCUACUACUGCUGCAGCUCGGAAGUCCCAUUAGUAGUGCUGGUUAUGGCUUUGCUCCAUCGUCGUGCCAUUUUGCCUUGUUUGUUAAUGAUGACUGAACAGACAGAAGUGGGCAAGGCUCCACAGUCUGCCUCUUAACUAACGUAAAUUUCCAAGAGCCUUGUUGCUUCUUUUCUCAUAAAACAAAGCUGAGGACUUUGAUUUUUGCUGUCUUCUUAGCCCUACUUCUUGUCAGCCCUGUAGCCCCUUUGCACCUCCCUGUGUCUUAAUACUACCAUAAUGUUGCCCCUUCCCUUGACACAUCCCAUCCCACAGAGUCUAAACCCCACCUCCUAUCACACCUCCCCAUAUCUCUCCCUGCUUUCUGUCAUACCUUGCAUCUGUCCCCAACUUUUGCCAUACACCCAAGUAUCAAAUCCGUCCCUCCCUAGUAUCCUAUCCUGCCCUCCCUCUCUUCCCACCCUCUAGUCUCUGCUGCCUCAUCAUUUAGCCCCAAGCCUAUCAUACCCCCUAAUAUCCAUUCUAGCCUCCACCAUGCUGCUCUUUACUUAAGCCAGCUUUUUCAUCCCUUCCAAUGGUUACACCUACCACUAUGAAGUCCCACCCAAUCAUAUCUCCCUACAUCUAGCCCUGCUUACAGACAUCCCUCCCACUAACUAGUCCCACCCUCAUUGUUGCAUUUAGCCACACCUCCUGCUGCCUCAUUAUCUAGCCCCACCCAUCAUCAUUCAAGGUAUCCAGCCCUGCCUCUGUGUUCUGAAACCACAGAUGCCAAAACACCUCCAAUGUUGCCCACUAGAGGGGGGAAACACCAUCAAAAUACCCCUACUAGAACCAAAAAGGGCCAAGACGAAUCUUGAUAAAAUAAAAAGGUUUAUUUUCACCAAGGCUCUGCAAGCACCAAAGCUCCAAAGAGCACAAGGAGAAGCCUGAAAAGACAAAUAUAAUACAGUAAACAAAGUCCCAGUGCAGAAUCCAAAUAUCGAGGUCAAAAGCAGAGCAGAGGUUAAAAAAAUAUCAAUCCAUACAGUCCCAAUACAAAAUCCAAAAGUCAAAAACAGAGCAGGGCUUCAAAAUACUAGAAAACUGAAAAGCAAAACAAAGCACAGCAAAGUCACAAUAACUCUGCACACCUAGCGUGUUCAAUGAACCGCGAGGAAUCAUGGCAAGGCCCUCCCUUAAAUAAGGUGGCGGUGAUGGGCAGGUGGCUCUGCAACUUGUGGGACCACCCGUAAAGCAUAAGGGACAUAACUAAAGCCCUUUCCCUUUUCCAACAAACAAUUAGAAGGAUGUGCAUAAUAAAUGAAAUAAAUAUUAAUACAAAUAAAUUGAAUAAAAUAGAGAAAAAACAACAAGAAAUGUCACUUUGAACCCCAGCCAGGGGAGACACGCUGACUGAAAGAUGAUACUCUGCCACACUGCCCUUUAUCUGUAGGAUCAGUUUUGUCACAUGUACAGAGUACAGUCAAAUUCAUAACUACACAUGCUAAUCAACAUGGCCUCGCCUUCUCUCAACCCGUACCCAGCCCUCCCAUGGUCACACCUCCCACUAUCUAGACCCCCAGUCCUAUCUACUAGCACUUCUUUAUGCAAACAGUUGUGGGACUCUGGAACAAACUGCCAAGACAUGGAGUUGAAGCAGAAACCUUGAGAACCUUUAAGAAGAAUCUGGAAAAGAUGUUGGGACAACUGAGCUAUUAGCUAAACAAACCAGUGAAAAAUGGACUAAAUGAUCUCUUGUUUGUCAUAUUACUUGUAUUUAGUAGCUCAAGGGUCAACAAUGAUGCACCCAAAACUGUGCCCAGUGCUUCUUAACUAAAAAUGACAACAAUGUAAUCCAUCCCAGUAUCUACUCCAGCUUAUGGUCACGCUUGCCAGUAUCUAUGCCUAUCCACAGUCAUCCAUCCCGCUGUGUAGGCCCACCCACCAUCACACCCCCUUGUGUUCCAUCUCCAUCUUCUAAUGCCAGUUUAUCUGCCCUUGCCACAUCAUAGCAGGUAGCACUUAUCUAGCACUUCAUACAGCCCCCACCAUUAUCAAGUCCCACCUCAUGCCAUACUUCCUUAUGUUUAGCUCCACCUACUUCUGACCACUUAUCCAGUCCCACCUUAUCAUACUUAAUAAGUUUAAGCCCUGCCUCACACCACUCCUUUUGAUGCCAACCCAACACUGCCACGUUACCCUUUACUUACUUCAGUCUCAUGUCAUCCUUCUCAGUAUUUGGCCAUGUCCACGGUGACAACUUGCACUAUCCAGACCCACCUCUGAAUAUCCAGCCUCACCUCUGUCAUACUGUCCUGUUCUUAGCUCCACCUCUUGUUGUCCAGCAGCUUGCCUUGCCCACCAUCACCCCUACAGAUUUUAAAUCUCCACCUCUUGCCCUCUUAUUUAGCCCCAUCCCUAUCAUAGUAGCUAGUAUCAAGACCACUGCUUUAGGCCACCUCUUCUUGUAUCAGCCCACCACUGCCACACUACCCUUGUAUAACUCCUGUCACCUCUUCUAGUGUCUGGAACCCCACCUGUCUUGCUACCCUGUUCUUCGCUCUGCCCUGUUACCCCUUUCAGUAUUUGGCACUGCCUGAAGCCAGCCCUCCCACUAUCCAGCACCAUCUCUGUCUGUCAUACUGCACUGUUCUUAGCUCCACCCCCUGUCACUACCAAGUGUGUGGCCCUGCCCAUAGUCACUCCUCCCACUAUCAAGCACCGUCUCUAUCAUAGUGCCCUAUUCUUAGCUCCACCUCCUAAUGUCUGGCCCUGCCCACAGUCACUCCUCCCACUAUCAAGAACCAUCUCUGUCAUACUGCACUGUUCUUAGCUCCACCCCCUGUCACCACCAAGUGUGUGGCUCUGCCCACAGUCACUCCUCCCACUAUUAAGCACCACCUCUGUCAUGUUGCCCUAUUCUUAGCUCCAUCUCCUAAUGUCUGGCCCUGCCCACAGUCACUCCUCCCACUCUCAAGCACCAUCUCUGUCAUACUGCCCUGUUCUUAGCUCCACCUCCUAAUGUCUGGCCAUGCCCACAGUCACACCUCCUACUGUCCAGCCCCAUCUCCUCAUCAUGGUUCCCAGGAUGUGGUCCUGCCCAGUAUCUAGCCCCUCCUCCUUUCAUUCCCCAAUAGAUAUAUAUAUAUUUAUAAUUUUUGAGCAGAAUUUUGAAAACUGCUUACUGAUUAGACAUAAUAUUCAAUUUGUUAAUUUUUUUGUAUUUUUGGUGAUUAUUUUGACUAGAGCUGAAACAGGCUUUAGCAUAUCAAGGCCUCGGUUGUGUUCUGUAACAUUUACAGAGGAAGCGGCGGUGCCCGGCCCUCUCAGCCAUUCCCUUUUACUGUAUGUCAUCUCAGCACAAUGGUGGUGUUGAUCCAUUCCAGUGUUUGGCUUUGGUAAGCAUCCCAGUAGCUGAAGCUUGACCUCCACUUUGACACAAAGGUCUCCAUAUUAAUUACAGAUGCUGGUGUAGGUGUGUGGUUAAUCUGAGGUUGGCAGCAGGAGGUUCAGAAUGGCAGUGCUGAUGCACCGAAGGAUCAGAGUGUUAAAUGUUGAUGGAGAUCACUGAUGAUUCUGAGCUGAUCUAUUAUUGGCGUCUGUCCACACCGACACGCCGCAGCCGUAACAGGAGCUCCGGAUGUCAGGUGGUCCUCUCCUAAAUGCAGGACAGCAGACUUGUAUGUUCCUCAUGCAGUUCCUGCUACACGUGAGAUCAAUGGCUCUGCUGCUCUUGUUCUUUUGUGGUGGUUUUUGUUUCAAGUGUGUCUUUGUCAGCUUCUACCGAGUGCCUCACUGAAAUCAUGGACACUGUGCAGAUCACUGAAUAAAAGGGGGCCUGAUGUCA